AUGAGGUUAAAAUUGAAAUCAGAGCAGGGUGUGGCAACGAUAAAUGUGAAGUCAGAUCAACUAUUUAAUGAUUUUCUAACAGAUGUACGAUCCAAUACUCAAAUUUCCACAGAUUCUUCAAAUGUUAUCAAUUCAAUAAAAUUUGGAUUUCCUCCCAAAACUAUAGAAUUAGAUUCAUCAAGUACAACAACAAUACAAGAUAAAGGUAUAAAAGAUGGUGAUCAAUUAUUAAUACAGUUUAAAUCUAAUAAAAGAAAAAGUUCAUCAACAACUUCGCCACCUCCAACUAUAACGAAUGUGCUAUCAGCACCGAAAAGACAAGACACAAAAGACGAUAUUCCAUCAGUAUUUAUAGAAUCAUUAAAUAAAUAUCUAAUACUUCGAAAUAUCCCCGAUGAUAAUUCAUGUAUGUUUAACUCAAUUUCAUAUGCCAUAUCAGGUAAUGAUUAUUCAUUAAUAUCGCCACCAGAAGAAUUAAGAAAAGUAAUUGUGAAUUAUAUUAAAAAAGAUCCUGAGCUUUAUUCAGAUUUAGUAUUAGGUAGAUCAAGAGAUUCAUAUUGUGAAUGGAUUUUGAAAAAAGAAAGUUGGGGAGGUGGUAUAGAAUUAGGAAUUUUAUCAGAUUGGUUUGAUAUUCAAUUUACUUGUAUUGAUAUUGAACUGGGGAAUUUUGUUGAAAUUAAAAAUGAAAAAAAGAAACCUACAAAAUUUAUAAUGUUAAUUUAUAGUGGUGUUCAUUAUGAUGUGUUAGCAGUUAAUAAUGAAUUAAGUACCAAAAAUAAAGAUAAAGAUGAAUGUGUUUGGAAUAUACUGGAUUCAACACUGUCAGAUAUAAUUGAUGCAGCUAAAAAAUUAUGUAAAUUAUUACAAGAAAAAGAUUAUAGUACAAAUACCACAACUUUUAGAGUAAGAUGUAAUGAUUGUUAUCUGGUUCUAGUUGGUGAAACUGGAGUAGCAAAGCAUGCUGAACAAACAGGACAUUUAAAUUUUGGAGAAGUAAAGAAAAAGAUAUAA
Messenger RNA from Lodderomyces pseudojiufengensis, 1011 nucleotides. RefSeq names its product ubiquitin-specific protease. Gene Ontology annotation, cellular component: nucleus; cytosol. Gene Ontology annotation, biological process: protein deubiquitination; endoplasmic reticulum unfolded protein response. Gene Ontology annotation, molecular function: cysteine-type deubiquitinase activity. The transcript has a single exon. The coding region runs from base 1 to 1011 and encodes 336 amino acids. The record is from RefSeq and is a predicted model, not a curated record. NCBI's taxonomy places the organism in Eukaryota, Fungi, Ascomycota, Pichiomycetes, Serinales, Debaryomycetaceae.